Molecule: messenger RNA, 1143 nt
Organism: Parasteatoda tepidariorum (common house spider)
Lineage: Eukaryota; Metazoa; Arthropoda; Arachnida; Araneae; Theridiidae
Product: sn-1-specific diacylglycerol lipase ABHD11
Source: RefSeq, a predicted model, not a curated record
GCGAGUAGCAGAGAUCCCCCCCCACAUCAUCAUCAACAAUUUGCCUCCCCCACAUCAUCAUCAACAGUAAAUGCCCACUAGUCACCUGAGCGUUUGCAGUUUUCGAUCUUUACUUUCAGUUGAUCUUACAGGAAGCGUGCUGUUUGCAAGAAUGGAAGCAUCUAAGGCAGUAUCACUGAGCUUUGAAUAUGUUGAUCCAACUGGAGGAGUAAAAGACAAGAAAAGUCCUGUCAUCUUUCUACAUGCUAUGCUCUGCUCAAAAGAAAUAUGGAGUGAUAUUCCUAAGACUGUAGCUAAUAUCACAGGCAGAAGAGUUUAUACUUAUGAUGCAAGGAAUCAUGGGAAGACUACACAUGCCAACGAGUCUGAUUUCAGCUUCAGUUUUAAUGUUGACGACCUCUUUCUAUUAAUGGAUGAAAUAAAAACACAAAUGCCAGAGCAAAAGCCAGAAAAAUUUGUUUUAGUAGGUCAUGAUAUGGGUGGAAUGACUGCCAUUCGAGCUGCUCUAAAAGAGCCUGCUAGAUUCGAGAUGGUAUUUAUAAUGGAAAUGUAUGCAAAGCCAGUAUCUAACGAACUCAUAAAACGUACGAAACAGUUCAUGACUACAUGGACAAAGUGCGUUCAAGAACUUCCAGAAGGUACCUUAAAAGAGGAUGUCACACGACUAAGCGUAGAAAAUCUAUAUGCGAAACUGGAACAGUGGAUGAAAGAGGAUAAGGAAAAGGCUUCCUACUUGAAGGGAACGUUUGAGUACAAGAAAACUGCAAAGGGUUGGGAUGCAUCUUACAACACAGAUGCUCUUGCCAAAGCUCUAGAAGACCUUGAGAAACACCAGAAAGAUUACCAGGGAGAGUAUGAUGGGCCUACUUAUUUCCUUUAUGGCACCGAAUCUCAUUAUAAAAUAAAUGAAACAAAGGAUUCCAUGAAGAAACACUUCCCAAAAGCUGAAUUGGUUCCGUUUGAGAAUGGAUCACACAUUUUUGUUGCUGACAUGCCUGCUGAACUGGCUAAGACAAUUGGCGAAAAACUAAACUCUGUCUAAAGUUUUUAAAUUUCGGUAGUUAUGCUGUUCGUUAAGAGAAGCUGAAAUGAUUUCAAUGUAUAAAUGUUUAAAUUUAUUAAACUAUAUCAUGUUUGAAGAUA